AUGGCUCGCAGGAGACGAGGCCGUGGCGGCAAUGGACAGCACCAUCAACAGGCUGCCGCGCACAAUCAAAGAGGAGGCCCUCGCAGGACUCCACGGGAGCCAGCAGAUUUUGCCAAGUCUACAGGUUUUGAAUCUGAUAUCCCACAUGACAAGCUCACCAUUGCUCAAGCACGGAGGGGGACACCAGCUAACCGCCCCGUGAGAGUCUACGCUGAUGGAAUUUUUGAUCUUUUCCAUUCGGGACAUGCUCGAGCUCUGAUGCAGGCAAAGAAUGUGUUCCCAAACACUCAUCUUAUAGUAGGAGUGUGCAGCGAUGAACUCACUCACAAGUUUAAGGGCUAUACGGUGAUGACAGAGGACGAACGCUACGAAGCCCUCAGGCACUGCCGUUACGUUGAUGAGGUAGUGCGGGAUGCACCCUGGAGUCUUACACCAGAAUUCCUCAAGAAACAUAAGAUUGACUUUGUGGCCCAUGAUGAUAUACCUUACACCUCCGCUGGAUCAGAGGACGUCUACAAACACAUCAAGGAAGCAGGAAUGUUUGUGGCCACUCAGAGGACGGAGGGCAUCUCCACAUCUGAUCUGAUCACUCGUAUCGUUCGUAAUUACGACAUGUAUGUCAGACGCAACCUGCAAAGAGGCUACACAGCCCGUGAGCUAAAUGUUGGCUUCAUUAAUGAGAAAAAGUACCGGCUCCAGAACCAGGUGGACAAGAUGAAAGAGACAGUCCGUACGGUGGAGGAAAAGUCGAAACAUUUUGUCUACAGGGUGGAAGAGAAGAGCCAGGACCUCAUCCACAAAUGGGAAGAGAAGAGCCAGGACCUCAUCCACAAAUGGGAAGAGAAGUCACGGGAAUUCAUUGGCAACUUUCUGGAGCUUUUCGGACCAGAUGGAGCAUGGCAUGCAAUUCAGGAGAGAAGUGGCCGUAUGCUCCAGGCCCUAUCACCCUACUCUUCGCCCCAUGGCUCACCAAGCAGCAGUCCCACCAGAAGACGCUCAGUUUCUUCUGACUCCACCCCCUCUUCUGCAACUGCCUCCCCACCUUCCUCUCCAUCUUCCCACUCUUCAACUAAAAAGGGGAGACGUUCACGCUCGUCACCGAAAGUUGCCUCUAUAAACAGCAAGCAUGCACAAUGA
Molecule: messenger RNA, 1137 nt
Organism: Pundamilia nyererei
Lineage: Eukaryota; Metazoa; Chordata; Actinopteri; Cichliformes; Cichlidae
Product: choline-phosphate cytidylyltransferase B-like
Exons: 8
Coding region: 1-1137 (378 amino acids)
Biological process (GO): CDP-choline pathway
Molecular function (GO): choline-phosphate cytidylyltransferase activity; phosphatidylcholine binding
Source: RefSeq, a predicted model, not a curated record